UCAAACAAGUCUGUGCUUUCCCUCAGACCUGGCUGGGGAGAAGGUUCCAGCCCCCAGGAGAUGCUCUAAAAGAUCGAGCCUCUGCUGAGGCAAAAAGACAGUUGCUGGUGAAAAGGCAGACAAGAUAAAAAAGACGAUCCUGAACCAGGGAAGUUAAGAAACAGCAAGAGCAAGGAAAAAUGAUCGGCUCCUGCAAAUUGGGAUUCAUUUUUGGAUCCUGCCUUCUGCUGACUCUCAUCUUGUGUGACACAGCAUUGGGCAGGGCACCACAAAAGCAGCAACCUCAGAAGGACCAGGAGGAGACUCAGGAAGAGGUUAAGGUGGAGGACCUACCACCACCAUUGCUGGAUCAAACUGAAAAGGUUGAAGAUCAUCAUGAAAAGAACAACCCCAGCCUGGAAGAGCAGCCGUCUGACUCUAAAUGUUUCCGCUGUUGUGACAACCCCAUGUACCAGCCAAUGUCAAUGCCAAUGCCAAUGCCUCAGAUCAACAUCACUAUCUUAAAAGGUGAAAAGGGUGACAGAGGAGAGCGAGGCCUCCAAGGGAAAUAUGGCAAAACAGGAUCCAUUGGUGCCAGGGGCCAUAUUGGACCAAAGGGACAGAAGGGUACAAUGGGGGCUCCUGGGGACCGAUGUAAGAACCACUAUGCAGCCUUCUCAGUGGGACGGAAGAAGCCCUUGCACAGCAAUGAUUACUACCAGACACUGAUUUUCGACAUGGAAUUUGUCAACCUCUAUGGUCACUUCAACAUGUUCACAGGUAAAUUCUACUGCUACGUGCCGGGCAUCUAUUUCUUCAGUCUCAAUGUGCACACUUGGAACCAAAAGGAGACUUAUCUCCACAUCAUGAAGAAUGAUGCUGAGGUGGUGAUACUCUAUGCCCAGGUGAGCGACAGAAGCAUCAUGCAGAGCCAGAGCCUGAUGCUGGAGCUUCAGGAGCAGGAUGAGGUGUGGGUACGGCUCUUCAAGGGGGAGCGGGAGAAUGCCAUCUUCAGUGAUGAGUUUGACACCUACAUUACCUUCAAUGGGUAUCUGAUCAAGCACAAUGCUGAGCCAUAAGCCAGCUCAUCAGCCUCUUUCCUAGUCCCAGAGGUUAAAUACAAUUUUUGAUCUUUCUGUGGCCUUCUCUCCGUGAUAACCAAGCACCAGGCUGAAUCCCUCCUGAAAUGCCACUCUCCUCCUGGAUUGCUGCUUCCACUCUACCUACAUCCCACAGGAUUCUUAUUAAAUGAAAAAUGCUCUCUAUUCCUAAA
Molecule: messenger RNA, 1252 nt
Organism: Dromiciops gliroides (monito del monte)
Lineage: Eukaryota; Metazoa; Chordata; Mammalia; Microbiotheria; Microbiotheriidae
Gene: C1QTNF1
Product: C1q and TNF related 1
Exons: 4
Coding region: 180-1058 (292 amino acids)
Molecular function (GO): protein binding
Source: RefSeq, a predicted model, not a curated record